Molecule: messenger RNA, 987 nt
Organism: Spinacia oleracea (spinach)
Lineage: Eukaryota; Viridiplantae; Streptophyta; Magnoliopsida; Caryophyllales; Amaranthaceae
Product: dirigent protein 22
Exons: 1
Coding region: 242-814 (190 amino acids)
Source: RefSeq, a predicted model, not a curated record
CAUUAGAAAAUUCAAUAUGUAAAAAGACUUUUUGAAAUAAGAAAUUAGUUAGAAAUUUCAUUUCUAAUUUCUAAUCUUUCUACAACUUUUUAUUAUUCUACAGCUCCUUUUUAGAUGGAAGCUCAACCACUCAAAUUUGCAUUCUUUUUCCUUCUCCACUAGCUCACCAACUCACCUAUAAAUAAAAGUAGUACGUACAUAAUCCUUUGAAUUAUAUGUACGUUAUCAUAUACAGAGUAAAAUGGGACCAAAAAUUUCAAUGUUUAAUUCAUUGUGCAACCUGAUAUUGGUUAUCUUGGUAAUCAUAGUUUCCCCCACUACCGAAGCCACCUUCUCAAGUAGCAUAUCAAAACAACAAGUAAAAUCAAAUAAUAUCACCCAUAUCCAAUUCUAUUUCCAUGACUAUGUCCAAGGGCCAAACCCAACUGUUGCAAGGAUUGCCCAAGCCAAGACGAGCGAUACAUCAGCAAGCACGUUUGGGGCGCUUGUUAUGAUUGACGAUCCCUUAACCGAAGGACCGGAGAAUAACUCGAGAAUUGUUGGUCAUGCUCAAGGAAUGUAUGGGUUCGCAGAUCAACAACAAUAUGCAUUACUUAUGACGAUGAAUUUCUUGUUUUCAGAGGGAGCGUAUAAUGGGAGUACGUUAAGCGUUAUGGGGAGGAAUCCGGUGAUGGAACAAGUUAGAGAAUUGGCUAUUGUUGGUGGAAGUGGAGUCUUUAGGUUUGCUACUGGAUAUGCUCAACUUAAGACUAUUACUAUGAUGGAUACAAAUGGGGCUACUAUUGUUGAGUAUAAUGUCUAUGUUUCUCAUUAAUUAAUUACAUUUCUUUUUUCUUAGUUUAAAUUAAAAUUAUAUUUAUGUAACAUGAUUUAUGAUACUUUUUAGGUAUUCCCCCUGUCUUUUUUUUGUUAUGAUUGAACUUGAUUGAGAUUUAUAUGAAGAAUGUAAAUUGCAAUUAUAAGAAAUUAAAUGCUCCGUACUUCUUA